This is a messenger RNA of Hemicordylus capensis (graceful crag lizard), 789 nucleotides long. It is a transcript of the gene CUTA, whose product is annotated as cutA divalent cation tolerance homolog. Gene Ontology annotation, molecular function: copper ion binding. Gene Ontology annotation, biological process: response to metal ion. Bases 224 to 694 code for a protein of 156 amino acids. The transcript is spliced from 7 exons. The record is from RefSeq and is a predicted model, not a curated record. Lineage: Eukaryota; Metazoa; Chordata; Lepidosauria; Squamata; Cordylidae.
GCCUCUUUCCGCCGCCCCCUGCCCUGCUCAUUGAAUGCUCCCCCCGCCUCGAGAAGCGGCUUCUGUCCUUUGCAAACAAAGAAAUAAACCUGCAGGGAGUGGGAGAUAAAGGGGCACCAGGCCAACCCUCCCAGGGUUCCCUGCGGCUUUCGCAGUUGUAUAGUAGGCAGAAGUUCCAUAGGGCAGGCAAUCGGGCAGCCCCCACCCCCCUGCACCCUCCUUUAUGGCGGGCGAACGCGAAGGCAGCCCCUCCAGCCGAAUGCAGAUAGCCAAAGGCGCCUGCUGCGUACUUCUGCUGUCCCUGUUGAUGCUCCCUUUGCUCCGGACGGCUUCGCAGCGCCUCUUCUCCAUGGCCACAGCCGAACCCCACGUCCCAGGCAGCCUCUCGGCUGCCUUUGUCACCUGCCCCAAUGAGACGGUCGCCAAGGAGAUUGCCAGAGCAGUGGUGGAGAAGCGGUUGGCGGCCUGCGUGAACAUCGUCCCACAGAUCACAUCCAUCUACGAGUGGAAAGGCAAGAUAGAGGAGGAUGCUGAAGUCCUGCUGAUGAUAAAAACGCGGAGUUCUCGCAUCUCGGCGCUCGCGGAGUUUGUCCGGUCUGUGCACCCCUAUGAAGUGGCGGAGGUGAUAGCAGUACCGAUCCAGCAGGGCAACCCGCCCUACUUGCAAUGGGUCAGGGACACAGUGCCUGAAUGAGAGAGAUGACUGUGCCAAGAAGAGGGCGAUGGUGGGGCAGGAGAGGAGGAGUGAGUUUGCAAUGGACAGAAGCAAUAAAGCAUCGAUAUGCUGUG